Messenger RNA from Funneliformis mosseae, 407 nucleotides. Lineage: Eukaryota; Fungi; Glomeromycota; Glomeromycetes; Glomerales; Glomeraceae. The record is from the annotation of a GenBank genome assembly.
AUAAACAGGUAUCUGUUAACAAAAAAGCAUUUCACAAGAAAGAACAAAGGGAGAAAUUCAUUUGGGAAGCGUCUGAGGAUUUAAGCACCAAAUGUUCUAAUACUAUUGGUGAGCCAGGCUCAAAUUCUUUAGAUGUUUGCCUAAAGCAAUCAGUACGAAGCUAUGAUUCCUCAGCAGUAAAAAUGGAGACAACAUUUUUUCUUUUGUAUAAGAAACUUCUCAAUGCUGAGGACUUUGCUGAUUGUGCGAUCCAAGAGGCCAUUAUAUGUUACUCGUCUGAAAAACAAGUUAAUCCGGAAUCCAAUGCUGUCAGUAGAAUUUUAAAUAUAGAAGUUAGAGCUCAGCUUCUUGCAGAUACUUCUGAUGCACUUUUAUGGAAAAGAAUCGAGCAGGCCAAGAAACUCUAG